UCCUCGGCCAAGCACGACGCGUUGGUUGGCUUCCAUUUCCGUGUCCGUUGGUGUUCUGCCUGUGUGGGAGAGCGUACGUAAGUGCGUGCCUCUCUCUGCCUGAGUUUGUAUCUGUGUGUGUGUGUGCCUGUAGGUGUAAGGGCGCCAAGUGGUUCACCAGUUAAACAACAACAGUCAAACAGAGACAUUUAUCCUUCUAGAGGAAGACGCAGACAAAUAUUUAUAUAGACAGAUAGACAGCCGCAACCAAAAAUAUCAAACCAACUGAAAAAAUUGGAGAAAUAGGCGUCCACAGCGGAAUACGCUGAGAAGCAGGCAACAGUUCUGUUGCCGGCUAACAUGGAAAUGGAUGUUAAUCGCCAGACACGCCACAAUGGCAACCUAAUGACCAUAUCCGCACGCUGUUCCAACAACAAUUCAACAGCAACAAUAGCAGCAGCAACAGCAGCAGCCACUACAGGAACUGAGGCAGCAGCAGCAUCCUAUUCGGCGCCGCCGAGCGGUUGUUGCGGCAUCUUGAGUCGCCUCUUUUGUGUUAAUCGCCACAAGGCAACGCAUUCGGUGGCAGGCAGCGAGUGCCACAGCAGCGAUCCAUUCUCGUCUCAACUGCAAUGCAAGGCGGCCACUGCAUCCGGACAGCGACGCCGACGGACGCCACAGGAAAUCUACUUCGAGAGUCGCGGCAAGUCCUGCAAGAAGCUAUUGAAAUUCAAUGGAAAUUCCAAUAAGAUAUUGCUUUAUCCUGAAGAGGGCUGGGCGCGCACCGCCUCGUCCAGCUACUGGACUAUCACGCCCUGCUGGUGGCAGCCCAAUCGGUGCCGCAUUGUCGAGUUCUCCGGCACCCAGCGUCGGGCGACAAAGGCACAAAUGCUGCCACUGGAGCAGCAGGGUUCCCUGCUGAUUGCCGGACACUUUGGCAGGAGCACGCCAGUGGCGUCGGCAUCGGCAGCAGCAGCAGCAUCCGGAACUGUGGCUGCCACUCCAACAUCUGCUGGAUCGGGAGCAGGAGCAACAACCACUGCGGCGGCAACAACAGGCUCUCGGGGCAGGUCCAAGGGCUGUGACAAGUCACAGCCUGCGUGGAACGACGAGUUCAAGCUGUAUCUGACGUCGAACAUCUCGAUGGAGGACUACAACAUGGGUUACUGCCUCACGGGCUUUGUAGAGAGGCGCUGCCAGCUGACAAACACCUUUCAGAUGACUCACUUUGCCGUCAUCAAGCGGCAGUGGCCGCCAUCGCCGUCCAAUCUGAGCAAAUCGUAAGAUAACCUGGCUCCAACUGCAAUUGCAACCUUUACAACCCCCCACACAUUUGUGAUUGUGAUCCGGUCUUUGGUUUAGAUUUGAUCCCGAUUUUUGUAAAAUUUUUAGCAAUUAAGUAGUGUGAAAUAAUUGUUGUGCAAUCUCAAAUCGAAAUCAAAAGAAAUACACCUUCAGGCAGUGCCCUGAACACGGUGAUAGAUUAAACUCUGUGGCUAUAAAGGAACCUAAUUCUAAUGAAAGAGAAAACUUAGAUGAGCUCAAGCUUACGCAGCGGGUGUAUAUUUAGCCUCUAUUUAAGGGACGACUGCAACUUCGCUUCUGUGUGUAUUUAGUGAGUAAAUUGUAUUUUUAUCUAAAUGUUCUAGAGAAAUGCCAGCAAAAACUUAGCAGAAACCCCAAACCGAAACCAAAACCGAGAAAAAAACUCUAUGUGUGCUUUCAGUGUUGUGUACUACAAAAAAUAAAUAUAUAAAAAAACGCAUGAAAAACGAACUGUUAAAUGCCAAAUGAAACUAAACCGCUUAGCCAAUACACACACACACGCAUAGUAGCAGCAGCAGCACACUCAUACAGUUGCAGCACUUGAGCUUGGGCAGCUACUUAAUUCCUCAAAAAAGUGCAACAAAUUGAAACUUGUGCUUGUCGAAGCAUGUGAUUGUGAGUGCUCCACUAGGGGCACGGCACCUAAGUGUGCAAGUGUGCAAGUGUGCAAGUGCGCUGGUGGGCUUGUGUGUGUGUGUGUAUGUGCUUGAUGGCUGGGUACUCCCUCUCUCUUCUACGACAUACAUACAUACUCUUAUAUGUACUUAAACGGCCAUGUUUGCGAAACUUAUUGCCUUUAAGCUUUAAAAUAUAAGCAAAGACAGGAGCAAACAAGCCAACAGCUUGAAGGGAUGGCAUCAGCCACUAGGCAGCGGGAAAUGAUUGUAUUCACUCUGUGGGGUAACUGCUUGAAAAUUCAACUCGAACUUACAUGGAAUUCCAUAUCCAUAUAGUAUCCCCACAAAGGUGCUGCUGCUUCUGUUGCUGCUGAGUGGCUGGCAUCAGUCCUUUGGAAGUCAAGUCCAAUGUUUGCACUGUCACACACUGUCUAAGCUUAGCUAGCUCUACGAGUAACUAUCUCAUCCCAAUCACCGACCCACUCACCACUGACCCUACUCUCACUUGUGCUGUCGCUCUGUCCCCUCAUCCACUCACUUUUGAGCAUAAUACGCAACGUAUAUCAACAAUUCGUCCAAUAAUUGGAGUCUUUUGGCGCACAAAUUGCCAAGAGAACAAUUGGCAAGGCCAAAGCUCCAGUUGCCAAAGAACCCUAAGUGUUAAAAACAAAUAAACGAAAACCAAAGCUAAUUAAAAACCAAAAAACUGUAUGUAGUUUAAGGAAUACAUAGUUUAAAAGUCGAAUAUUUACAACUAGAGUUUAUGAAAUCUAUAUAUUGUAUGUGUGUAGGCUGAAACUUUUUGCGAGAACUAUAUAUGUAUAUGUAUAUGUAUAUGUAUAUGUGUAUAUGUGUGUAUUUAUAUAUAAUUGUAUUCCAUAUACAAUAACAUUUUUGCUGUAGUUUGCAUAGCUCGCUUUUAGGCGCUUUACACGCAAGCGACAAAUGGGGAAAAAAACUCUUCUUAAAAUCCCCCCAUGGAUAUCCCAUAAUUUUGCUUCAGACACUCCGACGCCCCCGCCACUGCAAUCCUCAUCUAAUUGAUAUUUACGUGUCAGGUACCUGCCAGAUUCAUCCAGAACAUUUACAUAGUAGGAAUACAAAUAUUAAACAAUGAAUUAUGUGCAAAUAUUUGAGUCCAUUUUGAUUAGCAAAUACACCGAGAAACUGAGAAUUACUCUAUUGUUCUAUAUAUUUAUUGCAUAUGGGUAGAUUCUAGAUUCUAGUACUAUGCUCUGUGUGGUGUGUCCCUCUCUGUGUGUAGCAUACAUUUCUGCGCUUUAGCUCGAAACAGAAAACAGAACAGACCCUGGCUUAAAGCUGAAACCCCCUAAAUGAAAAUUAAAUAUAUUAUAAACACAAGAACACGCAAUGAGCUUCUUUUGUAGAAAUUAAACAAAAAACAAAUUGAUAUUUAACAUUUGUAAGCUGCAGAUACAUGAAAAACCAAAAACCAAUUAGGCCAUCUACGUGAGCAAAUGGCAAAGGGCUUAAAAUUAAUUCAUUAACAUUAAGCUUGUAUUUAAAUAAGCGAUGUGGAAACCCACAUAUAGAUUGUAGCAGAAAUAUGUAUGUACGAGUAUGACGAUAAAAUUGGUAGACAAACAAAAUUGCGAAAAUAUAAUUCAAAUCAAAGGGAAAUCGAUUGGAAAAUGAAAAUAAAAAUGCAAAUUUAAAUCAAAAAUGUUGACAUUGAUGCAAAAGUAUAAAUCAAAUAAAAAACGAGCCAACAAAUGCAAUUUGAGUCUGCGGUGGAAAUGUAUAUUCAAGGUAAAUACUUGGCCACCGGAGAGUAGUUCUGCUCCCGAGUGGAGUGGACAAUGAGGCAGAACUCAAAAUACAGAGAUUAUACCGAAUACUGAAAAUCAAAACAUAGAAAAUAAAGAAAGAAAGCUGACAACAAA
This is a messenger RNA of Drosophila miranda, 3826 nucleotides long. RefSeq lists its product as uncharacterized. The record is from RefSeq and is a predicted model, not a curated record. The transcript is spliced from 2 exons. NCBI's taxonomy places the organism in Eukaryota, Metazoa, Arthropoda, Insecta, Diptera, Drosophilidae. The coding region runs from base 340 to 1263 and encodes 307 amino acids.